AAAUAGUAUGGGAAUGUUUAUACUAAAUGAGCAGAACGGAAAGCAAUAUAUAUUGCGCCAGAAGAUCACGCCCAUGGAUUUAGGAUAUAAAGCAGCAUUCACAAAACCCAGUCAGACCCAAAAAACCAUGACAUACACUGAGCAUCACAUACCUUAAAGCACAAAACCCCAAAAACAUUCUCUCCCAAACCACCGAUCCCCAAAAACAACGAGAUGUUUGAGUCAGACCAAGUUGAAUAUUCUCCCUCACCGGAAGAAGCCGAGGCUUUGAGCUACAUGAACGACUCGUUAGGAGCAGGCAGUGGUUUUAAGAAGAAGAGCAGCAAGAACAACAAGAAGAGGUUCAGUGAUGAGCAGAUUCGAUCGUUGGAGUCGAUUUUUGAGUCCGAGUCCAGGUUGGAGCCUAGGAAGAAGCUGCAGCUGGCGAAAGAGCUGGGGUUGCAACCGAGGCAGGUUGCGAUAUGGUUUCAGAAUAAGAGAGCUCGAUGGAAGUCGAAGCAGCUUGAAAGAGACUAUAGCAUACUCAGAGCCAAUUAUAAUAACUUGGCAUCCAAGUUUGAAACCUUGAAGAAGGAAAAGCAGGCCUUGGUUACUCAGUUGCAGAAGCUGAAUGAUAUGAAGCAAAGGCCAAAAGAGGAAAGGAAUAAUAUUAUCGAUGGCGAAUCGGACAAUGGUGAUGAUGCUGCUAGGUCCGAAUCUGAGGGGAAGCCUAAUUACCAGAUGUCAUUGGAAAAAUCAGAACAGGGACUUGGAGUUAUGUCAGAUGAUGAUAGCAGCAUAAAGGCAGAGUACUUUGGACUUGAGGAGGAUCCGAACCUUGUGAACUUUGUGGAAUCUGCAGAUGGGUCCUUAACAUCUCCUGAAGAUUGGGGCAGAUUGAACUCCGAUGGUGGUCUCUUUGACCAAUCGACUAGCGAUUAUCAGUGGUGGAAUUUUUGGUCUUGAAAGAUGAAUAAGGGUAAAAAUAAGAGCAAUAUUCUUGAUGACGACAACUAUUGCAAGUUUGCAACGAGUGAUUCCUGAUCUGUCACCGGCUGUAUACAACUAUUGUGUGUGUCUGUCUCUCUUGCUAGGUGAGAAAGUUACAUAUAGCUGUAUACAAACGGUGACAAUGCCACACCAUCAUAUGUCCUAUAGAGGCUGCUAUGAGAUCAUGCCAACUAGCUAGUACAAUGGGAGGUAGAGGAGUAUAAGCUUUCAAAGAGCUGUCAACCCUUUGGCAAGGAGAAUUUUUGUAUAUAAACUGCUGUAGAAACACUCUUCGGAUCACAUGCAUGUUAGACUACAUGUGAUUGGAUUGAACGUGAAAAUGGGGCUGUAAACAACGGGUCUAUGUACAAGCUGUGAUAGCUAAAUUAAAAGCUAUUUAUUUUCCCUAUUCUCCUAUAAAUUUGUCGAUUGUAAUAUAGAGAAAUAAGAGUCUACCGCAGAGGAUUAAAUUAAAUUAAAAGCUUCAACAAAUGUCACAAAACGUGACUGUAGCUCCUAUUGAACAGCAGUCGAAAAAUAAAAGUAAAACCUAACCUAGAAUGCUCAGAAAAACACGAAAAUUUACAG
Molecule: messenger RNA, 1557 nt
Organism: Fragaria vesca subsp. vesca
Lineage: Eukaryota; Viridiplantae; Streptophyta; Magnoliopsida; Rosales; Rosaceae
Product: homeobox-leucine zipper protein ATHB-7-like
Exons: 2
Coding region: 214-945 (243 amino acids)
Biological process (GO): positive regulation of DNA-templated transcription
Cellular component (GO): nucleus
Molecular function (GO): DNA-binding transcription factor activity, RNA polymerase II-specific; sequence-specific DNA binding
Source: RefSeq, a predicted model, not a curated record